UUUUUUCAAAACAGGAACAUUAGAUGAAUCAAGAACCGUUAGUAAUAACCUCAAUGAAUUGCAAUCACAUUCUGAAAAUUCAGCAGAAUCACCAACACUUACCUUGCAUUUCCUCAAUAUGUGCCUGCUAUUGUGCAUUUCAUCACCAUCAUUGUGGGGUCCGCACUGACCCCAGGUGUCUGCUGCUCCUUCAUGAAUGCCCCACAGUUACACACAGUCAGAACAAAAUCAGGAACCCCGAAUGGCUCAAUCGGUUAGCACAAAUUUCAAAGUGAGCCCUUCUUGGACGGCCAGCGCGGACAUGGCCAAGACCCUGUCCGUGCGAGCGAGCGGGUCGUGGACGCCGCAGGACCUCGACAGCAUCCCACUGGAGGAAUUCGUUUUCCUGGAAACCAGUGUUUUCCUGAGAGGCACCGACGAAAGUUCAAGCUGUGAUGUAUCCAUUGCUCCUCCCUUGGAGAAAGUGCUUCGAGGGAUCGCCAUUGUCUCCGAGGCAUCGCGAGUCGAGGUGUUCGGGAACCACGAGGAAUACGAGGGCACCUGGAGCGGGCGACUGGUGGAGGACGUCGAGGACACCAUGGUGUUCCGAGUGGACGUCUUCCCCCGGGGAGGACUCAGGGAGGCCAAGCUCAAGCUGCACGGCAAGAAGCGAAAGGAGCGGAGCCUCUGGGUGUACGGGAUCCUGCUCCUCGUGCUCGACGCGGCCCCGGUCGCGGCGGACCGCGCGAGGAAGGCGACGGUGGGGUGCCCCGACGCGGUGGAGUCGCUCCUGCGGACGCUGAGGGUGUCGGACCCCCCGCGAGGGGGGGACGCGGUCGCGGCGUUGUCGGCGUACGUGGACGCGAGGCUGGGGGAGACGGAGCGACGGCUCGAGGCGCUCGUGGACCGCAGGUUCGCGGAGCUGGAGAGGUCCGUCAGGGGGAUGCUCGAGGAGGUGGAGGGGAGGCUGGGGCGGGGGAGGGCGGUGGGAGUGUUGGACGGGUCCGGACCCUCGCUUUCCCACGGGGAGGACGAGUGA
Molecule: messenger RNA, 1018 nt
Organism: Darwinula stevensoni
Lineage: Eukaryota; Metazoa; Arthropoda; Ostracoda; Podocopida; Darwinulidae
Source: the annotation of a GenBank genome assembly